Messenger RNA from Marchantia polymorpha subsp. ruderalis, 420 nucleotides. The record is from the annotation of a GenBank genome assembly. Lineage: Eukaryota; Viridiplantae; Streptophyta; Marchantiopsida; Marchantiales; Marchantiaceae.
AUGGUGAUGAGUUCACGUUCUACAGUUGGCCGGAGUGAAACAGGCGUGGAUAGUACAGCAGUCCUGGUUAGUGAGUGUAGUGCAGUGCGGGGCAGCGCAGGGCUCGUGCACCUGGAGCGGGGCGGCCGGGCCCGAUAUGAAGUGAACGAAGCUAAAAAGGAGCAGCGAGAGAUUUCCAGUCCAAGGCGAAUGAUAGAAGCUCGAGGCUCGAGCCUAGGAGGAGUUCCUCUGAGGACCGGGACUCGGGAGGGGCCAAUGGAGGUCAGCCUGCUGUCCAUCUCUUGCGCGAAUGUAUCCGAGCUGACUGAGAUGCUGCUGCACUCCUCCCAGUUCUGCACAGUCUCAAGCUCAGCUGAUGCUGCAAUGGGCAUUUCGAUCGUGAUGACGACGACUAUAACGACGCUUUGGCCAAUCAUGUGA